AUGGACCAAUUCUACAGCUGGAAGGAGGAGAAUGGCUCCUGGCAGAGGAACAUGGGCUCCAUGGAGACGUUUUACCUCAGCCUGGCUGCUCCCGAGGGCCAGCCCGUCCACUGGAUGAUCGGAUCGGGCGUCUCGAUCGCGUACCGCGGGGACGAUGAUGUCGACGUGGCAGAGGCACUGAAACAAGCAUGGAGGCGUGUCCGCCACGACUUGCCCAGCGUCGGCGCCACCGUCGACCUGGUCAACCAACGCUUGGUGGUUGGGCCCGACGACGACGUAUCCGUGGAGGCGUGGCUGCAGAGCUCGUUUCGAGUCCACGACGGCAUCACGGCCGACCAGCUCUUCUCCGGCUUCAAGAGCCGGUUCUCCAUCACGCUACACUUCCUGCGCGGCACAAACGAACUCGUGAUGCAGGCAAUGCACGCCCUCUUGGACGGCCGCGGCAUGCUGUAUCUCUUCGACGCCCUGUUCAAGAGGCUGUCUCGGCCAGGCGACGCACAUGCCGCCGGCGGCGCUCGCAACCGUCCGAAUCUCACCAGACCGCUGGACGAGUGGCUGGGGCUCUCGCAAAGCCCGUCGCGGCAGAACGUCGAGGACGCGCAAGUCUUGUUUCGGCGUCUGGUGCAGGACAAGCCGGUUGGGCUGGCCGGGGUAGACCUUGGCCUCACACCCGCCCGGCCGGCUCACAAAGAGCUGUGUCUGUCCGAGAAAGACACGCAGAGAAUCGUCGACGCAUGCAAGAGCAAGGGCAUAACGGUCACCACGGCUUGGCACGCCGCCGUGGCCACGGCAAUCCAGGUACGUACGUGCCCGUGCCCCCUCCCCCCCCCUGCGAGAUGCGAGUCGAACCCGGCAGAGGAAGCAUCCACGCUCAUCACCGCCACGGCGCGCCAGAAGAUUCAAAGCGAGGAGGGCGAGGCGGGCACGACAUACGCCCAGUUUACCACCAUCGAUCUACGACGUUGGUUUCCGGCGCCUUUCGACGCCGAGCAGCACUCCGUCGGCAGUCUCCAAACGGCGCUUCCGUUUGUCGUGGACCUCGGCGAGGACAGCAGCUUCGACAGCAUCGCCGAGCGCCUUCAAAGGGACUACAAGAAGCCGUUUGCCUUUGCGCACGACGACCUCGGCUGUCUCGUCCCCGGCAUGGCCAUGUACAGGCGCAUGCUGGCGGGCGGGCAUGUGCCCCCGAGCAGCACGCCGUACCUGUCCAGCAUGGGUGUUGUCGACGACUUUGUGAGCCCUCGCUACGGCGGUUGGGAGAUUGCCGAGUACUGGGUCAGCUCGACCAUGUUGACGGCUGAUUUCCAGGUCUACCUGUGGACUUGGCGGGGACAGAUGGUGCUCAGUGCGUGCUACAACGAGGCGUUUUACGAGGCGGCGCGGGUUGGUGAUGUUCUGGGGGCCGUCAGACACGAAAUGGAGAAGGGUCUGGGUGUCUGGUGUCGGAACAGGCGAGGACUUACGAGUGGGUAG
Metarhizium album ARSEF 1941 is the source of this 1473-nucleotide messenger RNA. RefSeq lists its product as uncharacterized. The transcript has a single exon. The record is from RefSeq and is a predicted model, not a curated record. NCBI's taxonomy places the organism in Eukaryota, Fungi, Ascomycota, Sordariomycetes, Hypocreales, Clavicipitaceae. Bases 1 to 1473 code for a protein of 490 amino acids.